Molecule: messenger RNA, 3623 nt
Organism: Puntigrus tetrazona (Sumatra barb)
Lineage: Eukaryota; Metazoa; Chordata; Actinopteri; Cypriniformes; Cyprinidae
Product: nicotinamide riboside kinase 1-like
Exons: 8
Coding region: 107-709 (200 amino acids)
Cellular component (GO): cytoplasm
Source: RefSeq, a predicted model, not a curated record
AACACUGUUUAAAACGUUCAGUGCUCUUGAAUGUGUACCUCCCGCUGCCCAGCGAAAGUUAAUAUGUUCACACACGUUGAAAAAAGACCUGCGGUAUUGGCUUAAAAUGAGAAAAGUAAUAAUAGGUAUUGGAGGAAUGACAAACGGAGGAAAAACCACUCUGAGUAAAAACCUCCAGGAGCUUCUGCAUAACAGCCUCGUUAUUUCUCAAGACAACUUUUUCAAGGAUGACUCUGUGGUCCCUGCUGAUGUCAAUGGCUUUAAGCAAUAUGACACUUUGGACGCCCUGCACAUGGACAGGAUGAUGGCAGACGUCGGCUCGUGGCUGGAGGAUCCUCAGAGCUUCAUGAUGUCUCGUGGUCCUGCAGCGAAACCCACAGCAUCUGAGUCAACCAAUGUGUUUGUUCUUGUAGUGGAGGGCUUCCUCAUAUUUAAUCAUGGGCCACUUAAUACAUUGUUCAACAAGAGGUACUUCCUGCAGAUCCCUUAUGAGAUAUGCAAAGAAAGAAGAAGCUCACGGGUCUAUGUACCUCCGGAUCCACCUGGCUACUUUGAUGGAUAUGUCUGGCCCAUGUACUUGAAAAACAAAAAAACGAUGGAAGAAGCCGUAAACGACAUUGUGUUUUUGGAUGGCACGCAGAAGCGCGAGACGUUGCUCUCAACUGUUCUUGCAGACUUUCAGGAAAUGCUAAUGGUUACACACACAUGAGUCACUUUCCAGAUUUUGGGGGCCGUGAUUUCCAGCAGUCGGUAGUGUUUUCUGCAAGUAUAUUAACAUUCAUCAACGUAUUUCAUAACAUGUCUCAUUUCACUUCAUUAAAGUAAAGCUAUGUGUCUGUCAUAUAAAAAUCUGAAGCAUGUGCGUUAAUGCUCAAACUGAGUGAAUUAACAGAACAUAUAUGGUUUAUAAAUGAUUUCACCUGACAUGUAUUUGUUUUGGACAAGAAAAAACUAACUUAAUAGCGAUAUAUAUAUACUGUGACGAGUCGGCUGCCCCUCCCCUUUAUUGUCAUCAUCACCCCGUCCUUUAUUCGCCGCCCUUCACCAGGCUCCCGACGGGAGUGGGCGUGUCUGAGAGGAGGGGCGUGGUAUUGGUCAGGUCUGGCGGCGUGUGACGAGGCACAGCUGAAGUGAAUUGAACCUCGUCACCGCCGAGCGCGCCUCUCCUCGGGAGACCGGUCUCUUCCCCCGUGCAUGCACGCUGGUGUACCUUUUCUGUUAAUAAAAAGCCUCUCCGAGGCCCGACGCCACGCCCACUGUGUCUGUCGUUGGCUCCUCCCGUCACAAUGCAUUUACAUGUAAAAGCAUAUAAUACGUAAUAAUAUAUAUAAUGUUUUGAGUCUGGUAGCUAACUUAGUUUACGCAAUUGCAAAGAUGCGACUGGGGGUUGAAUAGUGAUAGAAUGUUUGAUGAAUAAAGUUGAACAAUAUUUUAAUGAAUGAAUAGUUAUCUCUUUGGCUUCCAGAUUUCAACAAAAUAAAUAAUUUUUUAAAUACUAGGAAUUGUGGGCCCUGAGUGUUCUGAGUGUUGGUGCUGUUGCCCUGUCUUUACCUAUUUAACUAUCGAAUAAGUGGUUAUCUGCUGUCUCUCAGGUUUAGUUCCAGGAUUUUAAGUUUUAGUUUUCCACCAUUUGUUCUUUCUAAAACUGAACUGGCUUUUAUAUAGUGGCUUUAUGUAAUUUUAUGUUAACUUUAACUUCGACAUAGUCUAAUUAUUCUUCAGGGAUUGUUUUGAAUUGCCUGGAUUUGACUGCUCAAAAUUGACCGCUCAAAAAUGAUUUAUUGGGGCAGCUUGUAAAAGAACAGUGUGAAGAAAUAACUACAUCAAAGAGCUUGGCUGCAUCAAGCCACAGGCCAUAGCCUUUCACUGCGACUCUCACAGUCUGCUACUGUAGACAAUACACUUUCCUUGACCGAGGUUAUCCCAAGACCUUGAAAAAAUAAUAUGCAAGAAUCCGGCGUCUCUGUGUCCUGCAGAGCACGCUUUUGUGAUAAGCUUAAACUGUUUUAUAUCUAUAGAAUUUAUUCUAGGAAAAUCAUCAUUAUGUAUUUAAACAUUGGCUAAGAUCAGUUCUCUGCCGCUGGCUGCAAAAAAAGGAAACUCUGUACCCUCGGAAGAAAUCCAUGCAAGCGCCCCUGGGUUCAGGGACACACUAAAAUGGCUAGUGGCUAAAUGGCUAAUAUUACCCACAAUCCAUUGCACUUUGGGAUACAGGAUACAGUCCAGAACUACAAAACUUUUUAGAAGCCACCAUGUAUUAGCGGUCUCUUGCCUAGAGACUUGGGUUAACAAAAAGUUUUGGAAAACAACACCUCUGGUCGUUCUGUUGGAUCGUUUGGACAGUCUGAUCAAAUAUAGCCAAGUUUUUCAAUGUAUCUUGCUCUGUCGAAUGGCAAAAAUGAUUUUAUGUAGACCAGUCUGGGUUAAGGCUAUGCUUUUUUCCAAAAGGAUUGUACUCCCCCACGCUGACUCCUAUAUAACUUUGUUGCUUUGCAAAAAAAUGAAUAAAAUAGCUUCAUAACCUUCUCCGGAAAGUGAUUUUAUUGGGAGACUCCCUAGAAUGAAUCUGGGCUACUUUAGCCAUUAUGGGUCUAAUUUUAAUAUGUAUUUGGUUUUGUUAAGCCUACUUGACAACCCUCUUUCACAGCUACUUCCGGGUCAUGCCACGUUGACCAUCUGGAUAACUAAAUAUCCAAAUCAAAUUCUGGAUGCAGGCGUUUUUCAGAUUUCCCAUUUUCAAUUUUAGUAGGAAAUUGAAAAUACGUUGAAGUCGUUAUUUAUUUUAGAUAAUAAUGACAUGACAUAUAUCCUUUUUUGAAUAAGAAAAGAACAAAUGAUACACGGAUUCGUCUCCACCAACAGUUUUUCAUUGGAACACAACACUGGAUCAAAUAUACGGUUACACAAGUGUUUUCACUUCACUUUUACUUAGCCGUUUGCUUUUUAUACCAUUAGCCUACUGUGUGUAUAGGAACAUAUUUGCAAAGACAGGCUUUUCGUUGCUGAUUGUGUUUUAACUGCUUUAAAUUCACUCAAGUGAUUAGAUAAUAAUGUGUGAUAUUCUAAAAUACACUGAUGGCGAUAAUGGCUUCUCUGCAGAUCAUCUUCUUGUUGGUUGUUCUUUGUUUUUUUUACUGAAUAUGUGAAGUGGAAAUAAUCUUUAGACAUUUAUUUUUAUUAAAUGCAUUUGUGAGUGCGUCUAAAAUGUCUUAUGAUAGUAAAAUCCUUUUACUCGCCCUCAUUACAAACUUCUUUUUAUAAAAAUGUAUUCUGCAAAAUGUCUCAGUGUUAUCCCCCUCAACAGAAGUGUAAUAUCACCAAACCGAUAGGUUAGGUCACCGAUAUCCUGUUUUAUGUUGCGCAGAAGAAAGUGAUUCAUAUUUGAAACAAUGUGAGCAUACAGUGACAGAAUUAAACAUUUUUAGGCGUGAAAACAUGUAAACUAAUGUCAGAUUUAGUGGCAACUUAGCACCUGAUGUGCAGAAGUAAAAUUACUCAUAAUGCUAUGAAAAUACUUAAUACAUUAAUAUUCAUCAUCACCAUAGAGGUGUUUGGUCAAAUAUCAAGGUGACAAUAUCACUAUUAAGUGUCCUGCGCCUCCGGAAGGAGCUCUGGGUGUAAAU